Messenger RNA from Mycena citricolor, 2034 nucleotides. The record is from the annotation of a GenBank genome assembly. NCBI's taxonomy places the organism in Eukaryota, Fungi, Basidiomycota, Agaricomycetes, Agaricales, Mycenaceae.
CGAUCUGUCGCUUUCAUCCUUUGCUUUGUUGUCUGAGCUUCUCUGGUCAAAGCUGUAGCUGAGCCGUGUGCAUCUGCACGUGCUCUUCCCGAAAUGGAAAUCCCGUUCACGUGCUAGCUCUCGAUGACGUCCUCGUUUUUCGCCGUCAACGGAGGACGACAACCAGGACCCCUCACAGUGCAUUCAGCUGCUUUCUUACCCCCCUCCGCAUCACCCCAGACUUGAAGAUAGUCGCCAACCGGUACAAAAGCGAAGCGGGAGAUGGCCGAGUCAAUUAUAGAACGGCCGGGUUACGCGUCACCAACCUCACCCGGCGAAGAAUCAGACACGGCCCUCGUCGCCCCUCCUGAGGUUGAACCCAUACCAGGGAUCGACGGGAACCCAGUAAGAUGGUACGAUGCAGACCGUACCGAACCGUAUACGCGUAUUACGCCAUUCCAGGAACGACAUGAUACUAGCGUCGAAUUCUUCUACAAGCCCAUCACGCUGACGACGCUCAGCAUAUUGUUGGUGGUGCUGGCAUAUGUCGCAAUGACGAAAGAUCUUCUAGCGGAGGGCCGAGACAAGCGUCGUGUAGGUGCAUAUGCUGCCCUGAGCGCUUUCCUUGCGUUCUCGAUGAUCCAGUUCCGUGAUGGUCCCUUCAUUAGACCUCACCCCUCCUUCUGGCGGGCCGUUCUCGGUAUUAACUUGCUCUACGAACUUGCCCUCGUGUUCUUGCUCUUCCAGGACCUGCCCAAUGCGCGAGGGAUGAUGAUGCUGCUUGACGAGAAUCUGGGUGUGCCGCUGCCGGAGAAGAGCUACGCGGAGGACUGCACGUUGACACCGACAGUGCUCUGGAACGCACUGGAUGUGUUCUGCAUCGCGCACACCAUCGGAUGGUUUGGCAAGGCGAUGAUCCUGCGGGACUAUUGGUUCUGCUGGAUCUUGAGUAUCGCCUUCGAGCUGGCUGAGUACAGCUUCGGGCAUCAGCUGGCCAACUUCAAUGAGUGCUGGUGGGACCACUGGAUUCUCGAUGUGUUGCUGUGCAACUGGAUCGGGACCUACCUUGGCAUGAAGGUGUGCCAGUACUUUGAGGUCAAGCCAUACGAGUGGCGCGGCUUUCGCCAGAGCAAAGGGCUGCGUGCAAAGACGCGACGUGUGUUGUCACAGUUCUCGCCUCACGACUUUACGUCCUUCCGCUGGGGUACCACCACCUCGUUCAAGCACUACUUUAGCGUCGUGCUCCUUCUCACGGUGUUCCUCGCCGCUGAGCUUAACGUUUUCUAUCUGAAGACCCUUCUGUGGAUAGAGCCGGAUCACCCCAUCGUCAUCUUACGGCUGGCAUUCAUCUUCCUCUGCGCGCUGCCUGCUGUACGGGAGCUGUAUCAGUACAUCAACCAUCCUCAACGAGCUGUGCGCAUGGGACAACAUGUCUGGCUCCUGCUCGCCACCGUCGCUACCGAGGACCUCGUGAUAUUCAAGUGGAGCCAGGGUCAGUUUCCGGAGCCGCUUCCCGCAAAGGUCAAGCGGGGCUGGAUCAUUGGUGCGACGCUGUUGGUGGUAUAUCCCAUCUAUCAGUUCGGUAUCCCAGCUGCGAGGAAGUACGUCCGGAAGCAAAAGAAAGCGAGACUUCUCAAGGCCCGGUAACGGAAACGGAUCGUCCCCGAUGGUAUAUCUCCAUGUUCCAACCAGUCUGGCAGUCGAUAGAUAGACGCAGCCGCCCCCAACUCACACUACUGACACCGCAUCUAUUAUUACUCACACUGUAUAGUCAUAAUUGUAUCUCACGGUCUUCUGCUCGUCAUCGCGCGUUGUAUCGAUGUGUGCGUCUGCAGGUGUUUGGAUGUGGGCGCUGGCCGCUCAGUCGCCGCCCCGCUGCACCGCCCGUCGCGCAUAGGGCGGCUACCCCGGGGUAUCUAUAACGGGCAAGAUCGCCUGCGCCCGAUCUACCCACCUCUGUCCACCCGGUCCUCUGGGUCGUGGGCCAGCUUCGGGCCUCGGCGGCCCCGUGCGUCAUGGCAUGGGCCGGCAGACGGUGUGCCAUCCGGGGCGAUU